AUGUGCGGUAUCUUCGCGUGUCACCGUCACCCUGACGUUCAGGGCUUCAAGCCCACGGCCCUGCGCAUGGCCAAGGCUGUGCGCCAUCGCGGUCCCGAUUGGAGUGGAAGCUUCAUUGCUGAGAAGACUGUUCUCUGCCACGAGCGCCUGUGCAUCGUCGGUGUCGACUCCGGUGCGCAACCCCUCGUCAACGACAACGGCUCCCUCGCUCUGGCUGUCAAUGGCGAGAUUUACAACCACCGCAUCCUGAGAAAGACCUUGGAUGUUGAGUACAACUAUAAAACACACUCGGACUGUGAAGUCAUCAUCCCGCUGUACAUGAAAUAUGGUCUUGACGCCCCCAAGCACCUGGACGGCAUGUUCGCAUGGGUCUUGUUCGACAAGGAGCAAGACAGGGUUGUUGCGGCACGUGACCCCAUUGGUGUCUGCAGUUUCUAUAUCGGCUGGUCCUCUCAGACUCCCGGGGCUGUGUACUUCGCUUCUGAGCUGAAGAGCUUGCACCCCGUUUGCGACAAGGUCCAGUCUUUCCCGCCUGGCCAUGUUUUCGACUCCAACACCGGUGAAUUUACCCGGUAUUUCCAGCCCAAAUGGUGGGACCCGACCAACGUCCCCUCCACCCCGAUUGACUACAAGGCUAUCCGUGAGUCGCUCACGAAAUCUGUGCGCAAGCGUCUGAUGGCGGAGGUGCCUUAUGGUGUUUUGCUGUCUGGCGGUCUCGAUUCCAGCUUGGUCGCUUCCAUUGCCCAGCGCGAGACCACCCGCAUGCAGAAGGCUCACCCUGAAGGAGUCAAAAGCGAGGCCAACGGUGAACUGGUCGGUAUCGAUGACGAAAACGAGCUUUCCACGGUCAACUCCUUCCAGCAGCUGCAAUCCUUCUCCAUCGGCCUCCCCGGUGCUCCUGACACCGAGGCUGCCAUGGAAGUGGCCAAGUUCCUGGGAACCAAGCACCAUGCCCUCACUUUCACCAUUGAAGAUGGUCUCAACGCGCUCUCCGACGUCAUUUACCACCUCGAGACCUAUGAUGUGACUACCAUCCGUGCUUCCACCCCAAUGUACCUGCUCAGCCGCAAGAUCAAGGGUCUGGGAGUCAAGAUGGUCCUGAGUGGUGAGGGAAGUGACGAGAUAUUCGGUGGCUACCUUUACUUCCACGCCGCUCCCAACAAGGAGGAGUUCCACAAGGAGACUGUUAGGCGUGUGAAGAACCUGCACCUCGCAGACUGCCUUAGAGCCAACAAGUCAACGUCCGCGUGGGGCUUGGAAGCCCGUGUUCCCUUCCUGGACAAGGCCUUCCUCGAGACAUGCAUGGCGGUUGACCCCAAGGAGAAGAUGAUCACCAAGGACCGCAUUGAGAAGUACAUCCUGCGCAAGGCCUUCGACACCACCGACGAGCCCGAUGUCGAGCCUUACCUUCCUGAGAAGAUUCUCUGGCGCCAGAAGGAACAAUUCAGCGACGGUGUCGGCUACAGCUGGAUUGAUGGUCUGAAGGACCAUGCUGAGCUUCACGUCACUGAUGAGAUGAUGAAAAACCCCAAGCCCGAGUGGGGUAGUGAUAUCCCUGACACCAAGGAGGCCUACUGGUACCGCACAAUGUUCGACGAGCACUUCCCCUCGUAUUGCGCGUCCACAGUCGAGCGCUGGGUCCCCACAUGGUCGAAGCAAUCUGACCCCAGUGGAAGAGCCAUCGCCACUCACAACCAGAAGUACGACAACGCCGAAUAG
Aspergillus calidoustus is the source of this 1719-nucleotide messenger RNA. The record is from the annotation of a GenBank genome assembly. Lineage: Eukaryota; Fungi; Ascomycota; Eurotiomycetes; Eurotiales; Aspergillaceae.